Messenger RNA from Drosophila serrata, 1332 nucleotides. RefSeq names its product ryncolin-1-like. The record is from RefSeq and is a predicted model, not a curated record. NCBI's taxonomy places the organism in Eukaryota, Metazoa, Arthropoda, Insecta, Diptera, Drosophilidae.
GUAUAUAUAAGUCGGGAGAACCAGUUAACUUUUGAACAGUCUACAGAUACACCUCCUAGAAGCAUGUUGCGUCUCGGAAUAAUAUUUUGCCUGUUGGCUUUAGGUUCUGCUAGUACUCAGGAUCAAAAGGAUGUUUGCAAUCUAAUCUACAUUUGUGACAAUGUUUCGGAAUUGAAAUCGGAGAUGGCUUUACUACGUGAGGAGCAACAACAUCAGACUCAGAUUUUGGAGGAAUUGAGACCAUAUCCUGCCAACUGUGCUGUUGUGUCAAAGGAUACGAAACUCCAGAUCCGAGUGCCUGAGUACAGUGAGGAUCCCUUUGAGGUGGCCUGUGAUCAGCGGAGUCACGGUGGUGGCUGGACAAUCGUCCUGCGACGAAACGAUGGAAGCGAGGACUUUUACCGAGGAUGGGAGGACUACAAGCAAGGAUUUGGGAAGCUGGGAAAUGAGUUUUUCCUGGGACUGGACAAACUCCAUGCGAUGACUGCUUCAGAGCCGCAGGAGUUGCUGGUCCUUCUGGAGGAUCAUGAGGGAGUACAUAAAUAUGAAAUGUACGAUGACUUUAAGGUAGGCUCCGAGGAUACAAAUUAUAUCCUGGAAUCGGUUGGAUCUGCCUCUGGAGACGCAGGUGAUUCGCUGACAGAUCAUCGUGGUAUGAUGUUUAGUACUAAGGAUCGGAAAAACGACCUGAGAACUGAUGGUGACGAGUGCGCCAAAAUGUAUACAGGUGCAUGGUGGUAUUUCUCGUGUCAUAGAAGCAACUUGUGUGGAAAAUAUGGCGACAAUACCUUUGGAAAGGGAAUAAAUUGGUAUGCAUUCAGGGCCACCAUCAAUCACUCAAGCGAGCCACAACAAACACAGAUCUUGCAGCUCCAGACCCAGAUCCUGGAGGGAUUAUCACAGUCUGGAAACCUAUCGUAUCCCUCAAGUUGUGCCGUUGUUUCCAGGGACACCAAGCUCCUGAUCCGCGUGCCUGAGUACAGUGAGGACCCCUUUGAGGUGGCCUGUGAUCAGCGGAAUCAUGGUGGUGGCUGGACGAUCGUCCUGCGAAGGAACGAUGGAAGCGAGGACUUCUACCGAGGAUGGGAGGACUAUAAGCAAGGAUUUGGGAAACUGGGCAAUGAGUUCUUCCUGGGACUGGACAGAAUCCAUGCAAUGACUGCUGCAGAGCCACAGGAGUUACUUGUCCUUCUGGAGGAUCAUCAGAGAGUACAAAAUAUGAAAUGUACGAUGACUUUAGAGUCGGAUCGGAGGGUAGCAAUUACACCCUGGAUUCGUUGGGUUUUGCCACUGGGAAUGCUGGUGAUUCACUCAGAUAUCAACUUGGAAUGA